AUGCCUUACUCCUCAAUGUUCACCCACAGCGUCCCGGUCAACGAAUCGGCGGUCGAGGGGUUCGACCGUCUCGUCCAAUACCACAUUGUCAACUCGUCACUUGGAGCCGUUUGUAUGACUAUCAAUUUUGCACUGCUUGGCGUAUUUCUUGGAUAUCCGCCAUUUAGACGGAAAUAUCAGUUAUUGAUACUCCUUGCCGUGGGUGACACGAUAAACGGCCUUGCCAUCAUCCUCACCGGCCUGAAUCGUGUAUAUUUGUACGCGACAGCCCUCGAAACGUAUACACUGCCCGUGCGAACUCCUUGGGAAUGUGCGGUUGAGACGUGGUUGAUCAUGAAGCUGAUAGGGGACCUCCUCCUUCCGAUCACCACCCUGUGCAUGGGUGUCGAACGGCUGCUGGCUAUUUUGUGCCCCAUUUUCUACCAUCAACACCUGGACGGCCGGCCUCUCAAG
Mesorhabditis spiculigera is the source of this 453-nucleotide messenger RNA. Lineage: Eukaryota; Metazoa; Nematoda; Chromadorea; Rhabditida; Rhabditidae. The record is from the annotation of a GenBank genome assembly.